UGCCACCAGUUGUGGGUUGAACAUUCAUCAGAAGUGGGCUGAGCCGAUUCGCACAAACGAAAAGUAUCCAGAAGUUUGUUAGAUUUUUCAGCAGAAUGGCAUUCAAUAAGUUGAGCAUCGAAAAUCUAGAUUUGGCUGGAAAACGCGUACUGAUGCGCGUUGACUUCAAUGUGCCAAUUAAGGAGGGUAAGAUUACCAGCAAUCAGCGCAUUGUAGCCGCAUUGGAUAGCAUUAAGUUGGCGCUCUCCAAGAAGGCGAAAUCUGUGGUACUAAUUUCUCAUCUGGGUCGUCCAGAUGGCAAUAAGAACGUUAAAUAUACAUUGGCACCCGUUGCUGAUGAAUUGAAGACGCUCUUGGGUCAAAAUGUGACAUUCCUGAAUGAUUGUGUCGGCAACGAAGUGGAGGCUGCCUGCAAAGAUCCAGCGCCUGGUAGUGUAAUUCUCUUGGAGAAUGUGCGCUUCUAUGUGGAGGAAGAGGGCAAAGGUGUGGACGCCAGUGGUGGCAAGGUGAAAGCUGAUCCAGCCAAGGUCAAGGAGUUCCGCAGCAGCUUAGCUAAGUUGGGUGAUGUUUAUGUCAACGAUGCUUUCGGCACAGCGCAUCGUGCCCACAGCUCGAUGAUGGGUGAUGGCUUCGAAAAGCGUGCAGCUGGUCUGCUGCUCAACAAGGAGCUGAAGUACUUCUCACAGGCUCUGGAUAAGCCACCAAACCCCUUCUUGGCCAUUUUGGGUGGUGCUAAGGUCGCUGACAAAAUUCAGCUAAUUGAAAAUCUGCUUGAUAAGGUCAACGAGAUGAUAAUUGGUGGUGGCAUGGCCUUCACUUUCCUAAAAGUUUUGAACAACAUGAAGAUUGGUGGCUCCCUGUUCGAUGAAGAGGGUUCCAAGAUCGUACAGAACCUGGUCGACAAAGCAAAGAAGAAUAAUGUGCAAUUGCAUUUGCCUGUAGAUUUUAUCUGUGGCGAUAAAUUCGCAGAGAAUGCAACUGUCAGCGAAGCUACCGUUGAGAGUGGCAUUCCCGAUGGUCACAUGGGUCUGGAUGUGGGUCCCAAGACGCGUGAGUUGUUUGCAGCACCAAUUGCACGCGCCAAGCUUAUUGUAUGGAACGGACCUCCCGGCGUUUUCGAGUUCCCCAACUUUGCCAACGGCACGAAGGCAAUCAUGGAUGGUGUGGUGGCAGCUACCAAGAAUGGAACUAUCUCCAUUAUUGGGGGUGGCGACACUGCCUCUUGCUGCGCCAAGUGGAAUACUGAAGCUCUCGUAUCGCAUGUGUCAACAGGCGGCGGCGCAUCUCUGGAGCUUUUGGAAGGAAAGACACUGCCAGGUGUGGCUGCUUUGUCGAAUGCUUAAGCGCACAGUCACCCCCUAUUUAUAUAGACCUCACAACUCAACUCACUACUGAUGUAUGUUACCGAUAUCUCUCUUCAUGCAAUAUUUAUGUAAUAAUCGUGUCCAGGCUUUUUCUUGUUGCCGGAUGCGUUUAAUUCGUAAGCCCAAAGUUCAAUAUUAUUGUUAUUAUCAAACAGUGGCAGGACACGAAUACAAUAAAGCGAAAUUAAGUUAAAGAAGUUA
This is a messenger RNA of Scaptodrosophila lebanonensis, 1565 nucleotides long. It is a transcript of the gene Pgk, whose product is annotated as phosphoglycerate kinase. The coding region runs from base 96 to 1343 and encodes 415 amino acids. The record is from RefSeq and is a predicted model, not a curated record. Gene Ontology annotation, molecular function: ADP binding; ATP binding; phosphoglycerate kinase activity. The transcript is spliced from 3 exons. Gene Ontology annotation, biological process: gluconeogenesis; glycolytic process. Gene Ontology annotation, cellular component: cytosol. Lineage: Eukaryota; Metazoa; Arthropoda; Insecta; Diptera; Drosophilidae.